AUGAACUUUUUUUUCAAAAUGGAUAAGAGCGACCAAAAGCCAACGAUGACAGAAAUGAAAAGGGAGUCCAAGAGUUUUGAAGCAAUUCAACAAGGGAUGGUCUUUGCAGUUCUCAGUGCUUUUGGCUAUUCAUUCCAAAUUAAAAGACCUGAGAGGAUGGCCGAGAAGACUUUUCAGUAUUUAACAAUAAUGGAAGUCUUCAAGGACGAAGUUGCACUUGAUUUUGGUUGUACAAUAGACGACUUUUGUCAAAGACAAUACGAGACUGAAUUUGAUCCCAAUAUGUCCAAAGGAACACUAAAAAUAGUGAAAAGGAGAAAAGAUUUGAAUAGGACGGCAUUAUCCUUUUCUUGGAUGUUACAAUAUUGUCAACAAAGUGGGAUUGAUGUCGAGAAGAGAAGGACAAAACAAGCGAGAAAAACUCUUCAAUUAGAGAAGAUCGUUUCUAUCACACUGCCACAGUCACUUGUAUUCUUCGAUAAAGUAAAAAUUGAAACUAUGGGAACGAUAGUGCACAAACACAUCUGCUCUUUGUUUAACAAGAGAGAGAAGAAUAUCACUAUACCACAGAACUACCCAUUUUUUGUGGAAUUGUUGAAUACAAAUUCCACAACACGAGCGCUUCAAGUAGACGCCGACAAACUCAGUGAAAAUACAAUUUCUUCUGUUCAGGAAUCAUCAAGCUUGGGACAUACCACUUCUCUCCAAAAAGCAAAUAAAGUAGUUGAACCAACACGUUUUGUGGCAGACAAACAAGUGCCACAAAUGGUUACCCAACCACCACAAAUGGUAAUAAGCGACGUUUACACCCCAAGAACAAAUCAAUUUGAGUCAAUACAAACUGUUGCACAAACACCAAGAAUUCAACACUUUGCUCCAGUGAAUGUAGAAAUCCAAAAUAAUCAAGUGAAUGCUUUUGGAUAUGAAACUGUAUAUUCACCACCAGAAGCGUAUAAUGCGGAUCCGAAUUUUGUUGGGAUUGGUAUAAGUUCAGAGGACCUGAACAACAUCAAAGAAAUGAAUUUGAUGAUGGGGUGCUAUGAACAACCAAUGACUAUGAAGAGUACUAUCCCUUCAAACCAAAUGUAUCUGAGAAGAUUCGCCGAUCAAUACCAACCGGUACAAAGUGGUGUAUUUUGUCCUGUUUUAAUGCCAAAUAUUGAGUGUGGAUACUUUUAA
Messenger RNA from Entamoeba invadens IP1, 1179 nucleotides. RefSeq lists its product as hypothetical. NCBI's taxonomy places the organism in Eukaryota, Evosea, Mastigamoebida, Endamoebidae. The coding region runs from base 1 to 1179 and encodes 392 amino acids. The record is from RefSeq and is a predicted model, not a curated record. The transcript has a single exon.